UAGAGGUGCAAUCGAUAUGGAAGCAUUCCAAGCAAGCAGAGUACCAAGCAAGCAGAGUACCAAGCAGCAUUCCAAGCAAGCAGAGUACAGUCAUGUAUCAGAUAACGCUGUGGCCUGAACCGAUGAUACGACGACUUCACACGAAAUGGCAACAAGCAAUAUUCCUAUUGAACUCGGCCGUUUCGAUUUCACACUGGCCGAUUACAUCGCCAAAGGCGCCUACGGUACUGUUUACAAGGGGACUAUCACAGAUCGUGGCGAUUUUAUUGGAGAGACGACCGUUGCAGUCAAAGUCGUCUACGUGGACAAAACGUCAAAAAUCUCCAUCUGCCACGAGAGCUGGAAUGAAUGGCGUAAAAGGAUUGAAACUCUUCUCCAACUGAAGCACGAUAAUUUGGUUUCAUAUCAUAAAGUUGAAGUCCUGAAAGCACAAGGAGGACCUUAUUUCAAGAUCAUGAUGGAUUACCACCUCGAGGGAGAUUUGGCUUCUCUUCUGCAUAAGCUACGAAACUACGAAGGCUUGCUGGCUGCCACAACUGUAAAACGUCAUAUGUUAGAAAUUGCAAGAGGAGUCGAGUUCCUGCACAGCCGCAACAUAAUCCACGCUGAUCUAAAACCGACUAAUGUGCUAAUAAAACGUGUGAAAUCUGGGCAGACGUCCUUUUUAAUCGGAGAUUUGGAUGACAUGGUACGAAUGCAGAGAGAAGAAACCUGUUCGAAAGAUAUCACUCAUAUGCGUGGAACAAAAAGAUUUAUGUCUCCGGAGAUGCUAAGAAAGUUUUCGCAGUUACCGGCAGAGUUACCCGGACGGAAAACUGACAUUUGGAGUUUGGGCUGCAUCAUGCUGGAACUGGCUAACUUUAUUACAGGAAAACAUGAAAAGUGGCUGGUCAAGGACUCUCAACUUCCCAUAUCAGCCGAAAACAUAAACGAUAACCAAUACGCUAUCUUUGUCAUGGAAGGUUACGCGCCGUUCGUCACGGACUUUGUUCCGGCAUAUCUAGCGAUGUGCAUCCGACAAUGUUUAGAAGUAAUUGCCGAACACAGAAUAGGCGCGGAAGAACUGGUAUCACAACAGGAAAAUUUUGAGCCGCAAAUCAGUUUAUCGGUACCAUCAAAACCUUCUGCAUCGGACAAUGAUAACAACUAUCAUAACAACAACUAUGAUAGCAACUUUAGAUAUCUACAACGUAUUCGCCACGUUAUUGCCGCUGUCAUCGACACCGCCCUUGAGUCAGCGACGUGUCAUGGAGGAAUAUUUCCUGAGAACAUUUCUUUCGACGACAAUCAAGCGGCCACCCUUGGAGGAGUUCAGGAUUUGCUACGUUUGUGGACGACAUGGAUUACUGAGGGUUCCCUCAAUGUGGUUUACAUUCCUCCGGAAGGUAUCGCAGCGCUGCCCGACUCAACCGAAAAUACCAGUAAGACGGAUUCAUGGGCACUUGGAUGUUUGGCCAUUUCCCUCAUCAACAACGAACUACCGCCGAAGCUUGUGCGACGGGCUCGGAUCGGUUCCAAUGUUGAAAUUUUUCAAAUGGAACAACCGCUGCUUCCCAAUCUGCAAAAAUUUUUUAGCGGAGCAAAGCUGCAGACCGGUUUCGUUAUCGGUCCGAAAAUCGAUUCGAACGGACCGCUUCCAUAUGUUUGCGAGGAUUUCUUGGGCCACUGCUUGGAACUGGACCCAGCGAAACGAUGGAGCUUGCAACAACUACAUGAUCAUACUUUUAUGAAUAUGAGCAGAUCAGUGGAGGAACUUUUUGCACUAAAUAACACUUUUUUAAAGGAGACAUUCGAGCUGACGAAGGUGCGGAAUCACCCGUUUCUACGGGGUGACGAUGUAAUGUUGCCGCACCAGCUGGGAGAACUCGUGUACAAACAUUCUCGUAACCUUGAGCCACAGGUGGUGGAUAUCUGGCGCUUUGCACUGCACGGCAAGGGGGCAGACGAACUGCAAAAGCAACGUAGGUUGUGGACAAAAGCUUUUCUGUGGUUGAUCGGUGCAUUGACUAUAGAAUCCAGUGCAGAAGAAUUGGCUAGCGCUUCUAGACUUCGAGCGCUGCAGGACGGAAGUAAAAACAUGCUGCAAAACUUUGGCUGUCGGUUUAUUAAGCCGGACAAUUCUGCCUUUCCGACUGAGGUGCAGGUUUGUACGGAACACUGUGCAGGAGGUUCAUUCAAAGACGUGGCUAAAUAUAAACUUUCUAUCGAAGUCAUUGCAAAGUGGACUCGAGAGGUGCUGCUAGGCCUCAAGUAUCUUCAUGGACACGCCAUUGUCCAUCGCAAUAUGGACAGCAGUGUCAUCGUAUUCAGCAAAGCCGGUUUCCUGGGAACCAUCAAGAUCGGAGGCUUCCAAUAUAUACGGCAGCCGGAAGCCGAUCGCACUAAACGACACGAAGCGACUUCGCGGCAGGAACAGGAUGGACGGUUUGCGGCUCCGGAGUUAGUUAAUUCCAAUAAGGAAGACUUUACCUUUUCGGGGAGAAAGUGUGAUAUUUGGACCCUGGGAUGUGUCGUAUUGCAUCUGGUUACCGGUGAACCACCCUUAUAUACUGGCGCAAAAAAUCAGCCCAUGAUCCUAGAAAUGGCGAUUUUAUAUCACCUCAACAGCAGCAACAAGAAACUACCUUCUAUUUACGAGUGGAUACCGACCAAUAUCCAGGAGUUCAUUAAGACAUGUUUAAAAUUCAAUCCACUGGAAAGGCCGGCUGCCGCCGAGCUUCUCGAAAGCUUAGAAAACGGAAGCCUUGGGGCAACGGGACCUGAUACCGCUGAGUAUUUAGCAAGUCGUGAGGGUGAGCCACUUCCUGAUGGUGUUACAGAGUACUGGAAAAACUACUACUGAUUAUGGUCAUUUUUUUACUACCUUUAUUUGGACAGUGCCUAUGGCCAUGGGUACGACCGUACGACAGCUGGUUCAUUGGUGGUAUCUGUCAAUUUAUAUGAUGCCCCAUUCAUCCCUAGUCCGUUGCGUCUUUAUCACGGCGUCUUUAUUUCCUCCAUCUGCUUGUAUGAUAAAAAACGUGAAGUAUGAUCAAGCGCGUGUGAUGUGUGUACCUUUUGUCUGAUUUUAGUGGUCCAGAUAACACAAUGCGGCAUCGCUGCACUUAAUCGAAUUUAAUUAACCGUAAGCGA
Paramacrobiotus metropolitanus is the source of this 3132-nucleotide messenger RNA. RefSeq lists its product as uncharacterized. NCBI's taxonomy places the organism in Eukaryota, Metazoa, Tardigrada, Eutardigrada, Parachela, Macrobiotidae. Gene Ontology annotation, cellular component: cytoplasm. Gene Ontology annotation, biological process: protein phosphorylation. The coding region runs from base 146 to 2842 and encodes 898 amino acids. The transcript has 4 exons. Gene Ontology annotation, molecular function: ATP binding; protein serine/threonine kinase activity. The record is from RefSeq and is a predicted model, not a curated record.